AUUUUUUCAAAAGACAAAAUAUCCUUUAUGAUAAAAGACUAAACAUUACAUGCACAUGGCUGACGCUUUACUGUCGUCAGCUUAACUUUUCCUUUCUUUGAUCUACGCCCAUAAAUAGACAGCUGAAAAGUUUAGGGUUCCGAAGCUAGAACCCUGUCAGAGUUGCUCUUCACUUCUUACAUUAACAAAUGAUCCUACACCAAGCAAGAUCUGCAACAAAUGUUCGAUUGAUUCAUAGGCUAAAAUACUCUACAGCACCAGAUUCUUUUCGCAUAGAGCCUGCUUUAAAAUACUGCAAAGAUCUAACCAGACAGAGAGAUUACGAUGCUUACCUAUGUGUACCAUUCUUCCCAGCUCACCAAAGAAACACCCAGUACGCACUUCGUGCGUUUAAUGUCGAGUUGGCUUCGAUUCGUGAAAAUGUCUCCAAGCCAGAAAUUGGGAAAAUGCGAAUGCAGUUCUGGAAGGACAUGUUGGAUAAAGUCUAUGCUAAUAACCCACCACAGCAACCUAUUGCAAUUGCUUUGGCAGAAGCGCUAAAGACCUGCAAACUGUCAUCUAUAUGGAUGAAGCGCAUUAUCACUGAAAGAACGAGUAAUUUGGAUGAUCAGUUUAUGACCAUUAAGGACAUGGAAACUUAUGCAGAGAAUACUCACUCUAGCUUAUUGUAUUUGCAGCUUGAAUCUGUGGGAGUAAAAGAUGUUAAUGCAGAUCAUGCUAUAAGUCAUAUAGGAAAGAUGAUCGGUAUAGCUACAUUCUUGCGAGCAUUACCAUUUCAUCUUAGUCAGAGACGACUUGUUUUACCUGCUGAAGUGACUGCCAAGCAUAACGUAUCUCAAGAAAAUGUAUUCCGUGGAGAGAUUGAGGGCUUAGAAGAUGCUGUAUAUGAUGUGGCUACUGCUGCUUACGAUCAGCUAUUAACUGCAAGAUCUUUACUCAAAUCAGUUCCUGAUGCUGCAUUCCCAGUGCUGCUGUCAGCGGUUCCUUAUGUUAAAUAUCUGGAAAGCCUUGAAAAAGUCAAUUUUAAUCCAUUUGAUCCUUUGUUGCAGAAAAGAGAUUGGAAAAUGCCUCUUAUUUUAUGGAAAUCUUAUAAAUCAAGAACAAUAUAAUAGAAAAAGUCUAAGAGAGUGUACCUUAAGACUGUAGAAGCUUUUUGUCAUCGCUCUGUUAAAGAUGCAUUGUAAAUAAUAUAGACUCUAAAGUAUUUAUUAU
Messenger RNA from Rhizopus microsporus ATCC 52813, 1212 nucleotides. RefSeq lists its product as uncharacterized. Lineage: Eukaryota; Fungi; Mucoromycota; Mucoromycetes; Mucorales; Rhizopodaceae. Gene Ontology annotation, cellular component: mitochondrion. The record is from RefSeq and is a predicted model, not a curated record. The transcript is spliced from 6 exons. Bases 189 to 1109 code for a protein of 306 amino acids. Gene Ontology annotation, biological process: mitochondrial respiratory chain complex I assembly; biosynthetic process.